GGGGCACUUUAGACAAAAUGAAAAUAGGAAACCAAAAAAACCAAAAAAUAAAAAAUAAAAAAAAUUGAGGGGUUUAGGUUAGGGUUUAUAAUCGUCCCACUUCCUAGACUUCGUCUCCUUAACUCCUCCACCUAAGGUUGUCGGAUCCCGGAGUGCUGCGGCCGUCAGCAACCAUGGUUCUUAAGACUGAGCUCUGCCGAUUCAGUGGUGCAAAGAUAUAUCCUGGGAAAGGCAUCAGAUUUAUUCGUUCAGACUCUCAGGUCUUCCUUUUUGCUAACUCAAAAUGCAAGAGGUACUUCCAUAACCGCUUGAAGCCAUCAAAACUCACCUGGACUGCAAUGUACCGAAAGCAGCACAAGAAGGACAUUGCUGCCGAAACUUUGAAGAAAAGGCGUCGCACAACUAAGAAGCCUUACUCAAGGUCCAUAGUUGGUGCCACCUUGGAAGUAAUCCAGAAGCGGAGAACAGAGAAGCCAGAAGUCCGUGAUGCUGCUAGGGAAGCUGCUCUGCGGUAUGUGUACAAUAGGAUGUCAGCCAGUUUAUUUCUCAAGGGUUAUUAGUUCCUAGUGCAAAAGAUAUGUGACGCAUUACACCUCCUUGUAUUUGUGAUCAGUGAAAUCAAAGAGAGAAUCAAGAAAACCAAGGAUGAGAAGAAGGCCAAGAAAGCUGAAGUCACCCGAACACAAAAGACUGCCAAGGGUAGCAUGCCCAAGGGUGCUGCACCAAAGGGUCCUAAGCUUGGAGGAGGGGGUGGGAAAAGAUAAUUUUCCCUAUUCAUUUUUGCUAGCAAUCUCUUGAAGCAUUUAGAUGGGAUCAUAGAAUCCAUACACUCUUCGCUUGUUUCCUCACCAAUUUCUGGGUUAACUUAAUGAAACAUGUUGAACUUAGAUUUUUGGCUGUUCAACAGUAAACUUUUGUGUUUGUGCAAUUGGUUGAUUGACCUGUUAUUCUACUACUAAUUGAAUGGGACGGGGAGGAAAAUUCUUCUUUUUGGUGGAUUGUUAUCAUAACGAAGUUAUGAUACUGAUUCAUUACUUUCAGUGAACCAGAAAGUAUCUUCAUAUUUUGUCAUGAAAAUAAGCUUAACAGAUGACAUUUUCUAGACGGAAAUCAGUGUCCUGAUCAUUUUUAGGCCUCUUGGGUUUUGCACAUCAAAUUUUGAUCAUCCAAAUUUCUAGCAGACUUCACAAGAAAGCAACGGACAAGC
This is a messenger RNA of Oldenlandia corymbosa var. corymbosa, 1207 nucleotides long. Lineage: Eukaryota; Viridiplantae; Streptophyta; Magnoliopsida; Gentianales; Rubiaceae. The record is from the annotation of a GenBank genome assembly.